Papaver somniferum (opium poppy) is the source of this 798-nucleotide messenger RNA. RefSeq lists its product as uncharacterized. The record is from RefSeq and is a predicted model, not a curated record. The transcript has a single exon. Bases 1 to 798 code for a protein of 265 amino acids. Lineage: Eukaryota; Viridiplantae; Streptophyta; Magnoliopsida; Ranunculales; Papaveraceae.
AUGUUUUCUAGCGUAGCAUGUGGAUUUGGGUAUGUUAGGUCAACCAAUGAAUACAAGGUUGUUAGAAUCCAUUACAUCGACUACGAUGAAGGAGAAGUUGAAGUGUACACACUUGGAAGUGGUUGCGGGUGGAGAGCGAUAGGUUCGGUUCCUUAUCGACUGGAUUCGUGGAGCAAUGAAACGGGCACCUAUGCAAAUGACAAUAUCUUUUGGAUUUUGGACAAAGAAGUUUUGGCGUUUGACUUGGUUGAUGAGGAGUUUUGGUUGCCAUCACCUGCCCCUCCUUGUCUGACAAACGGCCUUAAGGUCGAAGAUAAAUGCGGACUUGUAGCAUUGGGAAGGCAUUUGUGUCUGUAUAUGGAUAAGUUGCGUAUGGAAAUCUGGUUGUUGACGGAAAGCAGCGACGCGGAGGAGACGUGGGGUAUGGCGUUCGAUAUAGAUUACGAAGCAGUAGUAGGUUCUCGUAAGGAGAAGCUUGAGCCGAUUUUACUUACAAAGAAGGGAGAAAUCAUAUUCUUAUAUGAUGAAUCUGUGCUAUAUAGCUAUGACACGAGAACAACAUGUUUGAAGAUGAUUUCCGACAAUCCAAUAAGAGAUGAUUAUUUCGAAGAUGUGGAGGCAAUUGCUCACUUAAAUACCUUUGCAUCAUUGGAAGGUAUGGGAGAAAUUUCAAAGAGACACGAUGUUCAUCCAAGCCAGGGUCGUACUCCAUGUGAUGAUGCUAUUAAUGAGUUAGACCGAUUUGCUCUCGGUGAUGAUACUGAUACAACGCCUUUCAGAUUCGGGUUAUCGGCAUAA